AAUCAAUACAAUAUAUAUUUAUAUUUUUUUACUCUAUGUGAGAUAAUGAGCUUAUUUUUAAGAAAAUACGUGUUGUUUUGGGUCUUGUACAAGGUGAGGGAGGUUCAGUUUCAAGUCUGGUCACUAAGCUUUCUUUCCUCUUUGGCUUGCACACACUCGAUCACUCGCGCGCGCGCGUGCACGCAGCCACACGCACGCGAAGGCGCAUGCAGAGACACUUGUCCACACCUGUCCAUCGGUACGGAUCACUGCCUCUUCCCCUACCGUAGGAAACGGUCAGUGGAAUUAGCCGUGAUGUGCUCGUGCGUGGUAAGCCACGGGAGCCGGGAGCGCGCGCGGAUUGUCCCCCAUCUCAGCGCCUCACCAGGCUGCGCAUUUCACGCGUCUAGAUGUAUUAAUCUCAACCGCGAAGCCCUGAUCCUCCACGAGCACCGCGACAGGGAUGAAACGGAAAAGAGCGUAUGCCUGUCACCACAGAUAUGAGUGAGUCAUUGUCCUGUCACUCAGUGAAGCUUGUGUCAUUGGCCCGGUCGCUGUCCGAGCUCGGGGCGGAUGCCGCCAACGGAAUCCCUAUCACCCCCCCUGAAAACGAGGAGCCUCCUCUUCCGGAGUCUGGCAUCGAUCUAGGCCCCGGGCUUUUUUUUGAUGAUGGCAAGAGAAAAGUGGACUACGUCCUUUGCUACAAAAAAAGGCGCGCAUCCAGAGCCCGGCUCUCCAUCACAUCCAACGGGAGUAUACCAUUACCUGUGUUGGCCCGAUUGGAAACGGAGGUAGAGUCUGGUGAUGCAGGUGCACCUGCAGGAGAUUUGGAGGAGUCAAAGCUCUCAGAGGAGGAGAAGGCUGUAAUGAGGGAGGAGUUUGAGGCGGGUUUACUGGAUGCUGGACUACAGCAACAGCGCGAUAAAGAGAGGGCAAAUGGCCUAGGGUUUAUUCGGCUGCAUAUCCCAUGGCCGAUACUCAGCCGAGAAGCCGAACUUCAGAAGAUCAAAGUUCCUGUGAAAAAGAAGUGUGAGCUGCGAAAGCGAAUGGGCAUUGCUGGACUAUGGGAUUCUAUAAUGAGAAAAGUCAACACACCGUUUCAACCAGAUGUCCCCGACUUUGACACCCACAGAGACUCGCAGACACGAGUCCACUUCAAAACGCUCAAACACCCUUUUAUCAGGGACAAGCUCCACCUGUACGACAUCAAGUCAACAGAUACUUUAUUCGAUAAUGCAACGCGCAGUCGAAUAGUCGCUGAGAUCAUUUCACGUGUUACCUGCAGGCAAACCUGCCAAACCACCGGAAUCCACUCAUUAUUGGCUCGGGGUGUCUACGACUCUGCCUUCCCUGUGCAUGAUGGGUCAUUUACAAGGAGAGGACGUAAGGAUCAACGAAAUGACAGACAGAUCCUUCAUGAAGAGUGGGCUAACUAUGGAGUCAUGCAUAAAUACCAGCCUGUGGACCUCAUAAGGAAGUACUUUGGAGAGCAGAUUGGGUUGUAUUUUGCCUGGCUGGGUGUUUACACUCAGCUCCUCAUCCCUCCCUCUGUCCUGGGCAUUAUUGUCUUCCUGUACGGCAUAUUCACUGUGGAUGCCAAUGUGCCAAGCCAGGAGACAUGUGAUGACAACCUAAACAUCACCAUGUGUCCACUGUGUGACGGAGUGUGUGACUACUGGCACCUGAGUACAGUGUGUUCACUGGCCCGAGCAUCGUACCUCUUCGACAACGGAGUCACGGUCCUCUUCGCAAUUUUCAUGUCUCUUUGGGCUGCCUGUUUCCUUGAGCACUGGAAAAGGCGACAGAUGUGUCUCAAACACAUGUGGGACCUGACGAGUCUGGAGGAUGAGGAGGAGGAGCUGAGGCCUGAAUAUGAAGAAGUUCUACAGGAGAAAAAAGCCAAAAUGAAAGCACAGUCCAAGAAGAAGCUGGCUCAGGCUGAGGAUGGUGUGGAUCGUGAAACAGACCAGAUGCUGGCCUCGCAGCGAGAACCAGAGUCCCUGGACAUUGAGGAUCAUCUGUCCGGUUAUCUCAUCAAUGUGUCCACCUUACUGCUCCUGAUCUUCGUCACCUUCUCGGCAGUGGUUGGGGUGGCAGUUUAUCGCAUCUGCAUGUUGAGCGUUUGGUCCAUGAACCCCGAUCCCGAAGCCAAGGCCAGCGUGAGGAUGACCGUCACCACCACAGGCAUCAUCCUGAACAUGCUGGUGGUUCUGGUGUUGGAGGAGGUCUAUGGUGCGAUUGCUGUGUGGCUGACGGAACUGGAACUUCCAAAGACAAAGGAAGAGUUUGAAGAGAAGCUGAUCUUUAAGUCUUUCUUCCUCAAGUCCAUGAACGCCUUUGCACCUAUUUUCUAUGUGGCCUUCUUCAAGGGCAGGUUUGGUGGGCGGCCUGGCGAUUAUGUUUAUGUCUUUGGAGACUAUCGCAUGGAGGAGUGCGCUCCGCCAGGCUGCCUCAUCGAGUUGUGCAUCCAGCUCAGCAUGAUCAUGCUCGGAAAGCAGCUCAUCCAAAACAAUGUGUUUGAGGUUCUCAUACCUAAACUCAAAAAGAUGUACAGAACAAUACAGGAAGAAAAAGUUAAGAAAAGAGCAGCAGAGAAUGAAGAGAAUGCCACAGGAGAGAAGAGACCAAGGCAACAAUUUGACAAAGAUUACGCUCUUGAACCCUAUGAAGGCGUGACCCCAGAGUACAUGGAAAUGAUAAUCCAGUAUGGGUUUGUGUCUCUCUUCGUGGCCUCCUUCCCGCUGGCGCCAGCGUUCGCUCUGCUCAACAAUGUCAUUGAGAUACGCCUUGAUGCUGCAAAGUUUGUGACUGAGAUCCGACGGCCUGAUGCAGUGAGGUGUAAAGACAUAGGGAUUUGGUACAACAUUCUCUGUGGAAUCAGCAAGUUCUCUGUAAUUACCAAUGCGUUCGUCAUCUCCUUCACGUCAGAGUUUGUUCCACGCAUGGUUUACCAGUACAUGUACAGCGUAAAUGGCACUAUGAAUGGGUACACAGAGCACUCACUGUCCUACUUUAAUGUCAGCAACUUCCCGCCGGGCAGUGCGCCCACCACUGCCCUCGUCACCGGAGUCUCAAUGUGCAGGUAUAAAGACUACAGAGACCCACCUUGGGACACAGAUGCCUACACCUUCUCUAAACAGUACUGGUCAGUCCUUGCUGCAAAAUUGGCCUUUGUCAUUUUCUUUCAGAACCUCGCCAUGUUCCUCAGCAUGCUGGUGGCCUGGAUGAUACCAGACGUACCGCGAUCUCUAAGGGAACAGCUGAUGAAAGAGAACAUGAUGCUGAUGGAGUUUCUGCUAAAUCAAGACCAAGAAGCACGUGCCAAGUCUCUCUCCCCAAAACGCUCCAUCCCGUGCUUUAACGCCAACAUAGACAUUGUGGUGGAGGCACCACCGGAAGACACAGAGGCGCAACAGGUGGAGGAGGAAAGGGUUGAGAUCAAUUUGAAUCAAACAAGGAGGAGCAGUGACAGUGAGCCAGAGGUUGCGAAGUCAUUCGAAGAAGUUGAAGAAAAUGGACAGGAAACGCGAAGAGGAGAAGGAAAAGAUGAGGCUGGAGAGGUGAAAGUAGGGGAAAUGGAAAAAGAUGGUGAUGUGAAGAAAGAGGAUGGAAACGGAGAAAAUAAGCAAGAGGAGGGAGAGAGAAAAGAGAAAUUAGCUCAAAGAAAAGAAGAACAAAAGGAAGUUGAUACUGAAACAGUGGAGAAGGAGGAUUUCAUUGUGGAUCUGGACGCCCUCAUGAGUGAGCUCGGGCUGUUAGAUGAAGAUCUUUCAUCGAGCACACCCAGAGAUACACAGUUCCCCCGCUCAGAGUCCGAACAGCAAUACCAAAAGGACCAGCAACCCCUGAGCCAUCUAUCAUCCGAAACAGGCUCCGGGUCACAAAUGACAUCAAGGCUAAUUGCUCCUCCUCCCAGAGAGCAAGGCUCGAGGGGAAAGGCCCGCUGUUGCACCCUGCCUUCCCGCAGCAAAGGGGCCGAGGCUCGCUACAGCCUGCCACGGCCGAGCCACUCCACCAGCCUCCCGAGGGCGGGCACACUCACUCCCGCGGUUCUUCUGCACUCCCCGUUGUCAUCUUCAUCCAACCCGUUCCCUCCCAUACGCACACCCGUGUCGCCGCCCGCCGCGCGGUGCCCACCGGCCCAACAGCACAAAGCCCCCAGUGAGCUAUUUGCGUUGGAAGGGCCUCCACCACAGCAGCCGCGCUCCAGGGGCAAAGUCCGGUGCUCCACCCUGCCUCCCCGACACAGAGCCGCUGGACCCGAGGAGCCCUCCACCAAGCCUAGCCAUUCCACCAGCUUGACAAAGCUGCCCCCUCCUUUCCCCCAGUGAAGUGAAAUGCAACACACCAGUAUGAGGAUCGCUGGAAGAUAAGGGGAAGGCAAAAACUGUGGUAGAGGGAGGGAGGGGGAGGACUAUCCAGAUUAGCUUCUCCCAUCUGUGCCUGGAGACCUCCGUCUGACCUUUUUUGUAUUUGCGUAUAUAACACCUGGCAUCUGAAGAGAGACCAUCCAGAUCAACUGAAUGUCCUUUUCAUCCUCUUAAUCUUCAUGGAGAUGUUGCACCACUCAGUGGUUUAGGCCUGACCCGGACAAUUCAGAAAAAGACCCCUUUGAAACUCUCGACAGCAUGCUCGAAAACUUUACCACUUGAACUUCAACCUCUAUUUGCGUUGUUUUUUUAGUUUUUUUUAUUGUGUUUUGUUUUCACAGUUCAAUAGCCACUGCUCCUCUGUUCAUCAGCCCCGCACUUGCAGCUGUGCUGCCCUGUAGACCAGAGAAAGGAAAUAUAUACAGCACAGCUAGCACAACACUAAUGCUUGUAGCUUAUGUUAAUUCUUAGUUGUUUUGUGUACAUAAAAAUAUAAAAUGAUAAUAAAAGGACACAUUUUUGAU
Pungitius pungitius (ninespine stickleback) is the source of this 4873-nucleotide messenger RNA. RefSeq names its product anoctamin 2a (gene ano2a). The record is from RefSeq and is a predicted model, not a curated record. Bases 462 to 4310 code for a protein of 1282 amino acids. Lineage: Eukaryota; Metazoa; Chordata; Actinopteri; Perciformes; Gasterosteidae. Gene Ontology annotation, biological process: chloride transmembrane transport. Gene Ontology annotation, cellular component: plasma membrane. Gene Ontology annotation, molecular function: intracellularly calcium-gated chloride channel activity; protein dimerization activity. The transcript has 27 exons.